Messenger RNA from Equus quagga, 3391 nucleotides. It is a transcript of the gene NEFL, whose product is annotated as neurofilament light chain. Gene Ontology annotation, biological process: neurofilament bundle assembly. The coding region runs from base 1 to 1641 and encodes 546 amino acids. Gene Ontology annotation, molecular function: structural constituent of postsynaptic intermediate filament cytoskeleton. Gene Ontology annotation, cellular component: postsynaptic intermediate filament cytoskeleton; cytoplasm; intermediate filament. The transcript has 5 exons. Lineage: Eukaryota; Metazoa; Chordata; Mammalia; Perissodactyla; Equidae. The record is from RefSeq and is a predicted model, not a curated record.
AUGAGUUCCUUCAGCUACGAGCCGUACUACUCGACCUCCUACAAGCGGCGCUUCAUGGAGACUCCCCGGGUGCACAUCUCCAGCGUGCGCAGCGGCUACAGCACCGCGCGCUCCGCUUACUCCAGCUACUCGGCGCCCGUCUCCUCCUCGCUGUCCGUGCGCCGCAGUUACUCUUCCAGCUCUGGCUCCUUGAUGCCCAGUCUCGAGAACCUCGACCUGAGCCAGGUGGCCGCCAUCAGCAACGACCUCAAGUCUAUCCGCACCCAGGAGAAGGCGCAGCUGCAGGACCUCAACGACCGCUUCGCCAGCUUCAUCGAGCGCGUGCACGAGCUGGAGCAGCAGAACAAGGUCCUGGAAGCUGAGCUGCUGGUGCUGCGCCAGAAGCACUCCGAGCCCUCCCGCUUCCGGGCGCUGUACGAGCAGGAGAUCCGCGACCUGCGCCUGGCGGCGGAAGACGCCACCAACGAGAAGCAGGCGCUCCAGGGCGAGCGCGAAGGGCUGGAGGAGACCCUGCGCAACCUGCAGGCGCGCUAUGAAGAGGAGGUGCUGAGCCGCGAGGACGCCGAGGGCCGGCUGAUGGAAGCCCGCAAAGGAGCCGACGAGGCGGCUCUCGCCCGCGCCGAGCUCGAAAAGCGCAUCGACAGCCUGAUGGACGAAAUCGCCUUUCUGAAGAAAGUGCACGAAGAGGAGAUCGCCGAGCUGCAGGCGCAGAUCCAGUACGCGCAGAUCUCCGUGGAGAUGGACGUGUCCUCCAAGCCCGACCUCUCCGCCGCGCUCAAGGACAUCCGGGCCCAGUACGAGAAGCUGGCCGCCAAGAACAUGCAGAACGCCGAAGAGUGGUUCAAGAGCCGCUUCACCGUGCUGACCGAGAGCGCCGCCAAGAACACCGACGCGGUGCGCGCCGCCAAGGACGAGGUGUCCGAGAGCCGCCGCCUGCUCAAGGCCAAGACCCUGGAGAUCGAAGCGUGCCGGGGCAUGAACGAAGCGCUGGAGAAGCAGCUGCAGGAGCUGGAGGACAAGCAGAACGCCGACAUUAGUGCUAUGCAGGACACAAUCAACAAAUUAGAAAAUGAAUUGAGAACCACGAAGAGUGAGAUGGCGCGAUACCUGAAGGAAUACCAAGAUCUCCUUAACGUGAAGAUGGCCUUGGACAUCGAGAUUGCAGCAUACAGGAAACUCUUGGAAGGUGAAGAGACCCGACUCAGUUUCACCAGCGUGGGAAGCAUAACCAGCGGCUACACCCAGACCUCCCAGGUCUUUGGCCGAUCUGCCUACAGCGGUUUACAGACCAGCUCCUACUUGAUGUCCGCCCGCUCCUUCCCAACCUACUACACCAGCCACGUCCAGGAGGAGCAGAUCGAGGUGGAGGAGACCAUUGAGGCUGCGAAAGCCGAGGAAGCCAAGGACGAGCCCCCCUCUGAAGGAGAAGCUGAAGAGGAGGAGAAGGAGAAGGAAGAGGCUGAGGAAGAGGAGGCAGCUGAAGAGGAAGAAGCUGCCAAGGAAGAAUCUGAGGAGGCCAAGGAGGAAGAAGCAGGAGAAGGAGCUAAAGUUGAAGAAGGAGAAGAAACCAAAGAAGCUGAGGAGGAGGAGAAAAAAGAUGAAGGUGCCGGGGAGGAGCAAGCAGCCAAGAAGAAAGAUUGAGCCCCCCUUUCCUUAAUUAUUCCAGGAAUAUUCUCCUGAAAUCAGGUCAAUCCCAUCACCACCCAACCAGUUGAGUUCCAGAUACUAUAUGAAUUAAGAAGUCAAUACAUGUAUAAUUCUGAGGUGACUCAGGUUGGACAUUCAAUGUUGUGCUAUGACUUUUCUCCUUAUGCAGAGUAUUGUUUGCUUGCAGAGUGGCUUCCUGGCUUGCUGCCAGCCUGUGCAUGGUCCACGCUUCUGAGUUCAGGAUCUAUGGCAAUGUGAAUAAUUCAGAUGUUUACAAUAAAAAAAACACUAACAUGAAUAAAUGAAUUCACUAAUGUUAAUGUUAAACUUCAUGGAAAAAAUAGUCCUUUGAACCUUUGGUGGUUAGAAAUUAAAGACCUCGAAUUAUGUGCAAUAAAUAGUAAAUAAAGUUACACUGAAUGACAUUUCUUGCUGUGGUUGUUGACUUAAUUAAAAUAUCUUAAAGAUGGCACCAAUAUAAGUCAUAUACAAGUGGACUAUUGAACUCCAAUUCUUGUAAGUCAAAAUUUCAACCAUUACAAUGCCUUUUUCUCUCUUAAUUGGUAAUUGGAGGGAUGCAGUUAGGUCAUGACCAUUCAUGAAAUCUCUGCCCUCAGAAAUGUUACUGAUAAUACAUUUGAGUGAAUAGAGUCUCUGACGCUCUUUUUCUCUUAUAAAUAGCAAUAAACUUUGCCCAAUAAAAUCUUCUAUAUAAUGUUGGGAAUGGCUUUGUUGGAGGUAAUUCUGAAAUUAUGUGAUAAAUAUAGCCUUUAUGGUAAACAGGUAACUUUAACCCUAGUAUAUAACAAUGAAUGCAAUAUUGAUAGAUUAUGAAUCUCACUCAUCCAUCACUAGAACUACAUUUAAAAAAUAUAGUCUAAAUAUUACGGGCAGAAGUUAAAACCCAAGCAAAUGAUAUAAUCAGAAGGAGUAAUUUUUUUAUCAAUGUGUAAUUUGGGAUGGAGAGAGUAAGAACAUUGAAGGGUAUUUGCUAUUGCAAACAUGUUGCCUGCAAUCCUGAGCUCAUGAUUCAGUGUGUUGUUAGCUUAAUUCUGUUGCCUCAAGUAAUGCCACCCAUCUUAGACCUCUUAAAAUCUGUGGAUACAGAUAAUGAAAUUGUUAUGAGUCACUAAAGGGGGGAGAUUAUAUACCUGUUUGUUACGUUGCCAUUGCUCUGCAUGUCUUUAUUGGGAAAUAUGUGGAUUUCAGUGAUAGCUCUAACUGGUUGGACAUUGCAUCAAAUACAUACCUGUCCAUCCUCCCCACCCACUGUGAAGUUAUGAAAGCUCUUGCACUUGCACUUGUUGUGGAAUGUGGAUGAAAUUAUUGAUUAUCUGCUGUUCUGCUUCUGUUCUUACCCAAUUGCUUUGUCAACUAAUUUCAUUCAAUAUUUGUUCUUUAGACAACUUUUAAAAGUCAUGAAUUUAACCUGAAAGCAAAGUGAUCUCGUUUAAAGUUAUCUGAUCUCUUCACAUUGCCUAUUCUAGUUAAAUAUAUGUCACCAAGCAAGUAGGUAAAAUAUUUCUUUAUCUACCAUGAUGCUAUGGAUUUGAACUAUGAAGAUUCUCAGUACAUCUGCUACUGUAAAGACUAGGUGUUGCCUAAGAAACCAAGCUUUUCACAUUUAUGUUCAUUAAAUAUGGAUGAUGCACAUGGUAAAUCUCAGAUGCAAAUUACAUGUAAAAAAGCUACUUUAGCCAAAUGGGAACAGCUGUGCGUUUGAGAAUUACUUGAAGUAAGAACA